UACCUAUUUGCUUGGAAGGCCGGUAAGAAGUUUUUCUACAAUUAGUCUAUCGUUGGAUUUCUUGGUUGCUCUCUUCAAUUCCCUGAAUUGAUGCGAUAAUCAGUCCUCAAUCGUCUACGGUCCGUCGUCAUCGAGUCUCGACAAUUGGAGGGAGUGCGGAUAUGGAGAUUGACGAGAUUCUGGGGGAAUCUAAGCACACAAGGAUUCCGACAAAGAGUGUCAUUUACAUUUGGGGAUACAACCAGUCGGGCCAAACGGGUCGGAGGGACAAAGAGGGGAAUCUGCGCAUCCCGAAGCAGCUGCCGCCGGACCUAUUCGGUUGUCCCGCCGUCGGUGGAAAUUCGCGGUGGCUGGAUAUCGCUUGUGGUCGCGAACACACUGCAGCUGUGGCCUCCGACGGCUCGCUCUUCACAUGGGGAGCUAAUGAAUAUGGACAGCUGGGGGAUGGGACUGAAAGGGGCAGAAAGUACCCAAAGAAGGUGAAGAAUUUGCAAUCUGAAUUUGUGAUAUCUGUGUCCUGUGGAGCACAUUGCACUGCUGCAAUUGCCGAGGCGCGGGGAGAAGAAGAAGGGUCUGUACCUAAGAGGAGAAUGUGGGUAUGGGGGCAAAAUCAGGGUUCCAAUUAUCCACGCCUCUUUUGGGGAGCGUUCGAUUCAAACAAGGUUGUUCAAGUUUCUUGUGGUGCUGCUCAUGUGGUUGCUCUGUCAGAAGAUGGAUUCCUUCAAGCAUGGGGUAAUGUCCGAUAUGUCCCAUAUUUACCAAUUGUGCCCGGCUAUAAUGAAUAUGGUCAGCUUGGGAGAGGCAUUACAUGUGAAGGCCUUCAGGGGGCUGGAAUAAUUUACAGUUAUGCUAGGUUCCUUGAUGAAGUACCCAAAAGUGUGACGAUUACCCAGGUUUCAUGUGGAGAGUACCAUACUGCAGCUAUAUCAAAUGAAGGCGAGGUCUAUACCUGGGGUCUUGGAAGCAUGGGCCAACUAGGACAUUGUUCUCUUCAAUCUGUCGAUAAAGAACUCUUGCCUAGGCGUGUAGUCGCCCUAGAUGGGAUUUUCAUUAAGGAAGUCGCAUGCGGUGGCGUGCAUACGUCUGCUUUGACCGAGAAAGGAGGGCUGUAUGCUUGGGGGGGUGGUCAGGCAGGGCAGUUAGGUCUCGGCCCCCUAAAUGGAUUCUUUUCUUGCACACCUAAUGUGUCGCAAAACAUGCUCAGGAACUUACCAGUUUUGGUGAUCCCUGAUGGAGUGAAGCUCGUCUGCUGCGGUCAUUCUCAUACUCUUGUAUGUAAUAAGGAAGGUCGGAUAUAUGGAUGGGGUUACAACAACUACGGCCAGGCAGCUAACGAGAAGACUACUUACGCAUGGUACCCUUCUCCGGUUGAUUGGUGUGUUGGGGAAGUUCGGAAAUUAACUGCUGGAGGUGGGCAUUCAGCAGUGUUGACGGAUGCGUAUUCUUUGAAGGAGCUUUGUGAGUUUUCAUUGGCAAACAGUGUGACUCUAUCGAAUGCAUCGGAGAUUGAGGAUAUAGCGUUAAGAACUGGCUCUGAUUCUUUAGCUCGGUAUUGUGAACGAAUAAGGGAGCAUUUGUUGAACGGUGGAGAUUCGAUUUACGGAGGGCUUAGCUGAAAUCGCAAUUUGAAUUGAUGGUACAGCUUAAAUUUGCCCUCCAGUUUUAAUUUUCUUGAUGUAGAAAGGAAUUAUCUUGUGUUAGGAAAGUAGGGAUUUUAUCUUUUGUGUAACUUGAAACUGUACAUGUUGUUAUGUUGUAUUGGCGAUGAACUCAUCGAUGAUGAUCGCCGGUUGGGGUUUCCGGCCUCGAAGGAAUUAAUAAAGAAUAUGUCUGUAAAUUUUAGGAUCAUCCAUUCGACUGGUUUUGAUCUUUAGGAAGAUACAAUUGUAAGGAACAAUAAAGACAUGUUUUGAUUGUAAGUUGAAUUGUGGUUCAAGACAUCUUGAUCUUGAUGUAUAUACUCCAAAAUAUAUAGGUUUUGUUGUUUUUUUGGAUUCUA
Messenger RNA from Andrographis paniculata, 1999 nucleotides. RefSeq names its product ultraviolet-B receptor UVR8. The record is from RefSeq and is a predicted model, not a curated record. NCBI's taxonomy places the organism in Eukaryota, Viridiplantae, Streptophyta, Magnoliopsida, Lamiales, Acanthaceae. The coding region runs from base 162 to 1616 and encodes 484 amino acids. The transcript has 8 exons.